Messenger RNA from Naumovozyma castellii, 348 nucleotides. It is a transcript of the gene AIM4, whose product is annotated as Aim4p. Bases 1 to 348 code for a protein of 115 amino acids. The record is from RefSeq and is a predicted model, not a curated record. Lineage: Eukaryota; Fungi; Ascomycota; Saccharomycetes; Saccharomycetales; Saccharomycetaceae. The transcript has a single exon.
AUGGCAAUUAAGGAAAAGUAUCAGCUUACCAAUGAUAUAAAGAAAACCAACAGAAUAAAUAAACCGGAUCAUAAAUCAGCGGUUCGAAAAGACUUUAAAGAUAUUAAAAAUGAGACUGUACUUGACGCUCAACCUCAGAAUGAAGCAAGUAAAAGAGAUUUAGUUGAAUUAAAGGAAAAGAGUAUAUUUUAUGAUAAGGAUUGGAAUGCAGAAGGUAAGGCCCCCUUCGAUCUUCGGAAUAUUCCUUACAACUCUAAGACGUUUGUACGAAGAGGGCCCCCAAUCAACCCCAUGUUAGCUGGCUUGGAUACAACAAAUAUUCCUGAACCUAUUGAGUCAAACCACUAG